Molecule: messenger RNA, 1334 nt
Organism: Penicilliopsis zonata CBS 506.65
Lineage: Eukaryota; Fungi; Ascomycota; Eurotiomycetes; Eurotiales; Aspergillaceae
Exons: 3
Coding region: 7-1329 (440 amino acids)
Source: RefSeq, a predicted model, not a curated record
AGCACCAUGGAUCCAUCAUUAUUGACAGCUCCGCGGGUUUUUCAGAUCACAGAGCAUGUCCUCCCUUGCCAACAUAUCCGCGAGUACCCACGGGCGACGGCUACGAGCCAGGACGAAACGCUGCACCUUGCGGUCAAACAGUACAGACCGCGCGACAACUUGGACCCUCGACCGGGGGACAUUAGCAUCAUCGGGGCGGCUGCCAAUGGGUUUUCAAAGGAACUCUACGAGCCGCUCUGGGUCGAAUUGCACCGCGCGCUGGAACAAGCUGGCGUCGCCAUCCGCGGCAUCUGGAUCGCAGACGCGGCGAACCAGGGGGCCAGUUUUGCGCUCAACAAAGAGAAAAUCGGCGAUGACCCGUCCUGGUUCGACCACUCUCGCGAUCUUAUCCACCUGGUGAACAUCUUCAGGGAGCAGCUCCCACGCCCCAUUAUUGGCCUCGGCCACAGUAUGGGCGCUACCGAGCUCGUCCAGGUAUCACUGGCCCAUCCACGUCUCUUCCACAGCGUCAUCCUCAUCGAGCCCAUCCUCUUUUCGUCCUUCAACUUGGACGAUCCCUCUGUAAAGGCUGCAAAGUUCCCACCCGCUGUGCACGCGGCACGACGCAAGGAGACCUGGCCGUCUCGCGCAGUGGCUGCGGAGGAAUUCCAGCGCAGCCGGUUCUAUAAAACGUGGGAUCCGCGUGUGCUGGACCUGCACAUUCAACAUGGGCUGUGCGAGACGACCUCUGAAACCAACGAGGUCACACUGGCAACCCCCAAAGCCCAGGAAGUCUUCAAUUACCUCCGUCCGACGUUUGUUCCGCCGCCGCCGCCGCCGCCUCCUCCUGGCAGUGGUCCCUCGGAGUCCCCGCAGUUCGCAGACCCAAGUGCACUACGCGACAUGCCACAUGCCCUGGCGCAGCAGCAGUCGAGUCGCCGCUCUCUCUUCUACCGACCCGAGACGACCAUCACGUACACCAACCUGCCGCACCUCCGGCCCGCGACGCUCUUCGUCUUUGCAGCGCAGUCGAUGUUCGUCUCGAGCGCAUCCGACCGUGCCCGCCUCGUGGACCGCACCGGCUCAGGGGUCGGGGGCAGCGGCGGCGCCGCAGCCUCGCGCGUGCACACGGUCGUGGUCGAGAAGACUACACACCUUGCUCCGAUGGAACGCCCGGGCUCCGUCGCGCGGGAAUGUGCUGGCUUCAUCCUCUCAGAAGCCACACGCUGGGUAAGGGGCGAAGAAACCCUGCGCGGAGAAUGGCGCGGCAGAACAGGACACGAAAGAAGAGAACUCACCGCGGAAUUCGUGCGGUUGUUAGCCGUUGCCGAAGAGAAGAGUAAAUUAUAAAAUUU